AGGUUCAAAAAUAAUGUUCUAAAGAACAACAACAACAACAAACAAAGAUGGAAUCAGAGGACGGAAAUAGCCCAGUAGAUGAAGAACCAGCAGACCUGGAAAGGUGUCUGCUGGGGUUGAUCAAGCGCGAGAACCCGAGUCUUUUCGCAGUGCGCGCACUCAUCAAAGCUGGUGCAGACAUCAGCAAACCCGUGUCCAAGGGUCUCACAACCCUGCACUACGCCUGCUGGCACCAGCACAUCCCGACCCUGGAAUGCCUGCUGACAUCAGCAGAGCCAGGCCCCGAAGCAUCGGGCAGAGUUCGGAAUGCGCUGAAUGCCAAAGACGAGGCUGGUUACACGUGUUUGCAUUUGGCUGCCGAAUGCGGCAACGUCCAGGCUGUGGAAUUGCUCUUGAGACACGGUGCGGAUCCGGAUGGGUGCCAAAACUUGGAAGAUAAUUAUGCCAACUGGGAGGACGUGGGGGAGAGUGCUGAUGGGUUCUAUGCCGGGUUGCCCAUGGCCCCGCAUCCGGUGUUCUUGGCCAUGCGACAUGAGAAUGCAUUGCCAGUGGUGGAAAAGCUGUUGGAGUUCGGCGCGGAAAUCGCGUCAGCCACUGCCACCUACGCCAUCAAGGGCUCGUCCACGUUGCUAUCCGCUGCAGUGGAAACGCGGGACCCUCGCCUGGUCACCUUACUCCUAUCCCACAACAUCCGGGUCAAUCCGCGUGACAUGGACGGGAAAACCCCGCUGAUGACCGCCGCCAGCAUCAGCAGCUGCUCCGGCGUCAGAAAAAAGGGCGGCGGCGACGACGACGACGACAGUAGGGAGAAAAGUUUGGAGUGUUUGCGGUUGUUGCUCGAGGCCGGGGCGGAUAUGAACGCCGUUUCCUGGCAAAGAUGCGGCAGGAAAACUGCUCUGCACUUUGCUGUCCUGUGUGGGAGUCUCUGUGCUGUCAAGUUGCUGAUUGAGGCUGGGGUGGACGUGAACGCGGGGCAGGAUAAUAAAAGCGACCCGUCGGCGCUGCACCUGGCAGUUUUCAGGGAUGACGUGGAAAUGAUUCAACUCCUGCUGGACAAUGGUUUAUGCUCAAAUCCGAAUGCCAUUGGUGGAGUCCUGGGUGCGCCACUGCAUGUAGCGUGUUAUUUGGGUGCGGAUGGACAAAAUCGAGACUUGAUCGUCGAGAUGUUGCUGGAAUUUGGAGCAGAUCCGAAUGCAGACGUCAUUUGUGACCUGGACCGACCUGUUGCAGCUCGCAUGAGGUCACCUUUUGCAGAAUACAUGCGCACAGCUUCGGUUGAAGGGAACGUAAGGCACCAAACCGUGGCCAAGUUCUUGGCAUGCGGCGCCAAGGUCUUCCUCACUUCACAAUACCGGGACUACAGAGGGAUUCUGAAUUCCGUUCGGAAGCUCAAGAUGGACGACCACUCUGAAGCCGCCAUUUUCCACUCCUUGAUCAGCGUCUGUUCCCACAACAACAUGGACGUCGAAUGCGCGAGACGAGCUGAAGCAUCAAACAGAAUGUCUCCAGAGCAGGCGACUUUACUUUACGCAGCUGCUUCCAACUCAAAACGUCUUCAACAUUUGGCAAGAACGGCUUUGCGUGAUGGGAUCGUCGAGCAUAUAAAAGUGAAAAAGUUGACAGAUGGGAAGUUGAAGAUCUCUGCUUGGAUGUUUUUUCAAUCGCUUGAGCUUUGCCCGCAACUGAAAAACUUCGUCAGUUUUCUAGAAAAUUAGGGAUGCGUGCAAUAUCAUGUAUUUCCUAUUCACGCGUAUGUAAAAAUCCUAAGUUUUUAAAAUUAUGCCCUGAAAAAUAUCGAAAGCGCGCAUAAAUUGCAUUAUGAUAAUUGCAUGCAAAGUGUUGGUUCAAUGCGUGCUGGAGGACAACAAAAGGCGUUCAGAUAAUCGAAACCUCGUCAUUGCUUUAUUAAACGUCCUACUGAUGCUACUGUUACUGAAGAUUCAAUCAAAUCAUGAUUUAAAUAUACGCAUAAAUACUGAAAUUUUCUUGGCAAAUCUGAGCAAUUGUUUCCCAAGUGAACUGCUGGUGAUGAUUGAAUUGCUUCUCAGUUCCAUUUGAGAUGAAACUGAAUCAACGAAAGCUUUUAUUUUUAGUUUGUCACAUAGCAAUGAUGCAGUGCUUAUUGAGGAAAUAUAUAAGCAAUUGAAAUGUG
Notodromas monacha is the source of this 2152-nucleotide messenger RNA. Lineage: Eukaryota; Metazoa; Arthropoda; Ostracoda; Podocopida; Cyprididae. The record is from the annotation of a GenBank genome assembly.